ACCUAGGACGCCCGCCGCCUUUUGUAAACAUAUAUACGACAUGAUGUGGCCCGCGUGGAACAUGUCGGCCAACUGCCAUGCCGGAGUGUUCGAUUCGUGCAAUAACGAUACUGGAAACCUGUGGGGGUGUACGGUACCUCGACGUUUCACCAAGACGGAUACCCUUACCCCAACUCUGCAGCCCAUCCCGUCGUCUUCGCAAUUCACCACUGUUUCUACCAUUCGAGGUGGGACUGUAGUAAUAUCAUCAGCACCUACGACUCUGACUUCGAUUACCUCUGGGACUCUUACUAUAGGAAAGGUUAUGUCAAUUGCUAGAAAAGCUGCGAGUGAGAGUGGCAACAAGAAUAGGGGUGUGGUCACGCUUGGAUUUUCUUCACUAGAUGUGGUUGGCAGUAUUGUGGGAGUACUCUUUGUUUCGUAGAAGUGAUAACCGUUAUAUUAUUAGCCAUUCGUUGAAAUUUUUUAGACUUGAGAAAUCAUUCAAUUCGGGUGCGUCCAGAGGGUGUUUCGCUUUGAGUGUAAUUUCUUAAACACGACAAGCGCGUUCUCCCUCUUUGCUUGAUGGAAUGCCUUAUUUCCUGUUCUAUGAUGUUCUUGAUAUAAAGACGUCCCAGCGACAGUCGCUAACUGGUUCGUCCGGACUGGAUCUGCACUCGAGGCGUCCUAUAUCGCGCUAGUACAAGUUGAGAACUGCAGUUUGGCGCUAAUGACCACGUCGAAAUACUGAUAUGAUAUAGAAAAUGCUGUACUCGCCGUUCCGUCUUGCACCGAUGUCCUACAAAUGCUCAAUCCCAUCAGCACCCUGCGUAGGCCCAAAUAUUUGAGAACUGAAGCUUUACUCAUGGUUUAUGAUAGCAGCAUCGGAGUCCAG
Molecule: messenger RNA, 874 nt
Organism: Desarmillaria tabescens
Lineage: Eukaryota; Fungi; Basidiomycota; Agaricomycetes; Agaricales; Physalacriaceae
Exons: 4
Coding region: 41-424 (127 amino acids)
Source: RefSeq, a predicted model, not a curated record